Molecule: messenger RNA, 441 nt
Organism: Caenorhabditis remanei
Lineage: Eukaryota; Metazoa; Nematoda; Chromadorea; Rhabditida; Rhabditidae
Exons: 4
Coding region: 1-441 (146 amino acids)
Biological process (GO): vesicle-mediated transport; vesicle fusion
Cellular component (GO): plasma membrane; SNARE complex
Molecular function (GO): syntaxin binding; SNAP receptor activity
Source: RefSeq, a predicted model, not a curated record
AUGGGGAACGACAACAGUAACAAGAAAAACGACAAUGUCCAGCAACAAGAGAAAAUGCAGAAUUUGAGGAAUCAAGUGGAUUCUGUUAAAGCGUCAAUGGAGAACGACAACAGUAAAAAGAAAAACGACAAUGUCCAACAGCAAGAGAAAAUGCAGAAUUUGAGGAAUCAAGUGGAUUCUGUUAAAGAGGUGAUGGUGGACAAUGUGGAACGAAUUCUGGAACGAGGAGAGCGAUUAGACAAUAUCGAGAGAAGAACAGAGCAGUUGAAUGCAACGAGUGCCAAUUUCAAAUUCACCGCCCGUAAAGUGCAACGAAAGUUCUGUAUGUUGAAUGCGAAAUGGACAAUCAUUCUGGCAAUCGUCAUUCUUAUCGUAUUCACCGUACUCCUUCUUCUCAUUCUUCAUUGGACUGGAGUCAUUGGAAAGAGGAAUAAUGAUUGA